UCAGCUAUAGAAAUUGUGCUGGUCCACGAUUCAACAGAUUGUGUAUUAUUACUUAUUGGAAAAGUGAAGUACAAUCAUCGAGUACCUAGUAGGUGCCCACCCACCACCACCUCUCCAUCAGAUUACUCAUAUAAGCGUGGCCCGUGGUUAAAUGUGACGACAAUAGUGAUACAUUUUUCUCUCGCUGGCUUUGUUCUUAACUACACGUACUUGAAAGUCAAGCACUUGAUUUUUCCUUUUUUCUCAUCUAACAAAAUGCCUUUAGCCACACUCACAGUACCUUGGAAUCAUCAGCAAGCUAAUGAAAAGCAGAGCUCAGAAAUAUUGUCUGCAGAGAGCCAAGAAGAAAAUAUGCUCCCAAGAAACUCCAUAGAAGCCCAUUCAAAUGGCUGUUCGGAGUCUCAUGAAAUUGAAGUUAAAGAUGUCGUUAGAGAAGGUCACGAGAAAGCUGAACCCAGGCAUUUUGAACUUUUGAAAGUCCUGGGUCAAGGCUCCUUUGGCAAGGUAUUUCUGGUGAGAAAAACAGUAGGAAAAGAUAAGGGAACACUUUAUGCAAUGAAAGUAUUAAAGAAAGCUACACUAAAAGUUCGUGAUAGAAUGAGGACAAAAAUGGAAAGGAAUAUUUUAGUGGAUGUAGAGCAUCCUUUUAUAGUUAGAUUGCACUAUGCAUUCCAAACAGAAGGAAAAUUGUACCUUAUCCUAGAUUUUUUAAGAGGUGGUGAUUUGUUCUCUCGGUUGUUCAAGCAGCUAAUGUUUACAGAAGAGGAUGUUAAAUUUUACUUGGCAGAACUAGCACUUGCCUUGGACCAUGUACAUAGUCUGGGAAUUAUUUAUAGAGAUUUAAAACCAGAAAACAUAUUACUGGAUACAGAAGGUCACAUUGCGUUGACAGAUUUUGGACUGAGUAAACAGCCUUUAGAUGAUACACAAACAUAUUCAUUUUGCGGUACAGUAGAGUAUAUGGCUCCUGAAAUUGUUAAUAGAAAAGGACACUCAUUUUCUGCCGAUUGGUGGAGUUUUGGUGUCUUAAUGUUUGAGAUGCUAACUGGGGCAUUGCCAUUCCAAGGAGCCAAUCGUAAAGAUACUAUGACGCAAAUCCUUAAAGCCAAACUAGGUAUGCCACAAGAAAUUUCGCCAGAAGCACAGGCACUUCUCCGUGUUUUAUUUAAAAGAAACCCUACAAACAGAUUAGGUUCAAAAGGCAUAGAGGAAAUAAAAAAUCACGUUUUCUUUCAAACUAUCAAUUGGGAAAAAUUGUACAAAAAGGAAAUUAAACCACCUUUUAAGCCAGCUGUCAGUCAAGAAGAUGACGCAUUUUAUUUCGAUAGCGAAUUCACGUGCAAAACACCUAAAGAUUCUCCCGGAGUACCACCAAGUGCAACAGCUCACGAAUUGUUCCGAGGUUUUAGUUACGUUGCGCCAUGUCUCCUCGAUAGUAUGGAAACUUUUGCUGAUAACAACCAAAACGACAGUGCAGCAACAAGCUUCCCAACGUAUGUCAACACCAGUUGCAUUACCGAAGAAUAUGAUUUCAAACAAGAAAUAGGAAAAGGAAGCUACAGCACUGUUUAUUUAGCCGUUCAUAAAGCUACGAAAACAGAAUAUGCUAUUAAGGUUAUUGACAGGAAAAAGCGAGACCCCACGGAGGAAAUAGAAAUCUUAUUGCGAUAUGGUAGUCAUCCUCAUAUCGUUACGUUAAAAGCUUUGCACGAAGACGAGAGGCACGUCUAUCUCGUAUUGGAGUUACUGAGAGGCGGCGAACUUCUCGAUCGAAUGUUGCAACGUCGUAAUUUUACGGAAGCGGAAGCCGCCGAAGUUACCUAUGUAAUAGCUAGUGUUGUGCAAUAUCUGCAUGAAAACGGGGUUGUUCAUCGUGAUAUUAAACCAUCAAAUAUUUUAUACGCCAAGCCGGGUUUCGAUCCGGCCACAUUAUGUAUUUGCGAUCUCGGAUUUGCUAAACAAUUGAGAGCGGAAAAUGGUCUCCUCAUGACACCCUGUUACACAGCAAAUUUCGUUGCUCCUGAAGUAUUAAAGCGUCAAGGAUACAACGCCGCUUGUGACAUCUGGUCACUAGGAAUUUUGUUGUACAUCAUGCUGUCGGGUCGCAUACCGUUCCCCAACACUCCCGGAGACACGGCGAACGAUAUUUUAGACCGUAUCGGACGCGGUUAUAUAGACAUAGAAAGUGGCGUAUGGUGUCAAAUUUCUCCCGAGGCCAAAGAAUUAGUUAAACGUAUGCUGCACGUUGAUUCGACGCGAAGGCCAACUGCAGUGAAUAUAUUAAAACAUCCUUGGAUAGUUAAUAGGCAUCGCCUUCCGCCAAACUUGUUGCCCGACAUUACCAAAGAUCCCGUUACCGUUAAGAAUGCCGUAGCUGCAACGUACCAAGCCAUGUCAAAUAGCCCGAGAAUGCCCCACGUUGGUCCAGUUGUAAUGUCUGAACUGGCUCGGCGCAGAACCCAAGCUAAAAUAUCGGCUAACAUCCGCGUUUGAAACUGAUUGUUGACUCUUGCCAUUUAAUACACAAACUUUUAAUCAAACGGAAUUUAAAAGCUUUGGCGAUAUGGCUGUCGUCAUUUUGCACAAUCACGUGCUUGUUGCCUUCAUUAGUCCAGCGUAGUUACUCGCAGUAGGUUUAUUUUAUCUAUUUUUUUACUCAAAGACUUGAUAGAGUUUUAUUUGAUUUAAAUUUAAAUUUCAAUAAUAUGUGAUAUUUAUUUUUUACUUCUGCUUUCAACGUGUGUCUGAGAGAGAAAUAUGUCUUUAUACAUUUGUAUGAUCAUAGAAAAAUAUCAUAGUUUUUAAGUGUGGCACUUAUGCCUUUUUUGUAAUGAAAGUUAUGUGUUUUUAUAUUUCAUUGUUAUCACAAUUUCACAGUUAAAUGCUAAUAUUACGACGCAUUAAAUAAACAGUUCAAUUUUUUUUGUUAGACUAGUGAUGUGCACUAAUUUUAACAACAACAAAAGAAAAUUAAUCUUACUAUUGUUGCAUUGCUAAUUUAAUAGUUUACUGCCCUAUCCUCAAAAUUGAAACAUAUUCAUGUUGUAAAAAUUUGUAACUGUCUUGCCUUCAAGCUUUACUAUUAUCUUAAGCGUAUUUAUAAAAAAAAUGUCAACUUAACUUGAAAUCAAUUAUUAUAUUUAAUAAAAAAUAUUUAUAACUAUUACUAUUUAAAAUGUAAUGGAUUUAAAACAAAGUUUAAGAUUGUCAAAGAUAGUCAAAACUGUAGAUAGACAAAUUUUCAAACACGUAAAAAGCCAUAAAAAAAAUUUCUUAUGAAUCAUAUAGUUUAUACACACGUAUAUUUUUAUACAGGAAUCACGUGCAAAAGAUGUUGAAUAAAAAAAAAAAAAAACAAAUUGCUAAGCUAUAGUUAGAUUAAAGUACAUGUAUAUCAAUGUUGAAUGAACAAUAUACUUGUGGAUAACUAUCAAAAAUUACAAUUAUAGUCAAAAUAACGAGUCAAAAUUACUAAGUCUUCUGUGUUGUUAUGAUAAAUAAUUGUGUAUGUACCUACUUUCGGUAUACUCACGCUCUGAUCAAAGUAAUAUUAUAUGAAAAUGAGAAAAAAAAUGAGAUGUAAAACUAUUUAUCGAAUGUUUUAGGUAUUAUAUAAUAAAUAUAUGUUGCAAAGUGAUGAUAAUAUUAAGCGCGUAAUUUGUCGCUCUUUGAGCCCUUCCUUUAAAAAAAAAAAAAAA
Copidosoma floridanum is the source of this 3698-nucleotide messenger RNA. RefSeq names its product Ribosomal protein S6 kinase II. NCBI's taxonomy places the organism in Eukaryota, Metazoa, Arthropoda, Insecta, Hymenoptera, Encyrtidae. Gene Ontology annotation, molecular function: protein serine/threonine kinase activity; magnesium ion binding; ATP binding. The record is from RefSeq and is a predicted model, not a curated record. Gene Ontology annotation, biological process: protein phosphorylation; intracellular signal transduction.